This is a messenger RNA of Girardinichthys multiradiatus, 2111 nucleotides long. RefSeq names its product PDZ domain containing 11 (gene pdzd11). The transcript has 6 exons. NCBI's taxonomy places the organism in Eukaryota, Metazoa, Chordata, Actinopteri, Cyprinodontiformes, Goodeidae. The record is from RefSeq and is a predicted model, not a curated record. Gene Ontology annotation, molecular function: protein binding. The coding region runs from base 132 to 584 and encodes 150 amino acids. Gene Ontology annotation, biological process: maintenance of epithelial cell apical/basal polarity; neurotransmitter secretion; protein localization to basolateral plasma membrane. Gene Ontology annotation, cellular component: synapse; basolateral plasma membrane; cell-cell junction.
GAGAAAUUUGAAAACAUUUGUAAAAUGUGUGAAAUCGAUCUUCUUGGCAGCAGGUGGCGGUAAGGAGCUGGAUGCUUCUAGUUGACAGGAGAAGAAGUUCAACAGCUUCCAGGCAGGAGUUUAAAUGAACGAUGAUGGAUCAGAAGAUUCCUUAUGAUGACUACCAGCUCCCAGUGGUAUUCCUGCCUUCCUAUGAGAACCCACCGGCAUGGAUUCCUCCUCAGGAUAGGGUUCAUCACCCAGACUACAACAACGAGCUGAGCCAGUUCCUACCUCGCACCAUUGUGUUGAAGAAACCUCCAGGAGCCCAGCUGGGUUUCAACAUCCGUGGAGGCAAGGCAUCACAAUUAGGAAUCUUUAUAUCCAAGUCUCUUUUUAUGUGUUGUCAGGUGGUCCCAGAUUCAGAUGCCCACACAGCAGGACUGCAGGAAGGAGAUCAGGUUCUGUCUGUGAACGAUGUUGAUUUCCAGGACAUAGAACACUCGAAAGCUGUAGAGAUUCUGAAGACCGCUCGGGAAAUUGUGAUGAGGGUUCGCUUCUUUCCUUACAACUACCAAAGGCAAAAGGAGAGAACUGUCCAUUAGGUGGCAGCAGCGUACCAAAGGAAACACUUAAUUGGACGUCAUUAUUCUGCUCUUAUGGACUCUUGUUAAGUACUCUCACAGCUUCAAGAUGACAGAUCCUCUGCCUCACUCAAACCUCUCCAAGUUAGGAAGAUUUUUUAUUCUCUGUUGUAGUGGUUAAAGAUGGUCAAAUAUUGUCUGAUGUGCUACAAUAUUUGAUGGUUUCUAACAUAUCAGCCUCCAAUCACAAGAAGUUUUGUAGUUUUCACUUGGAAAUGUGGAAUUUUAAUCCCAAUCAUGGAUGUUUUAUGUAACUUCGUACUGAAAACAUUUCUCUUUCAGGUGUAGUAUUUAAAGAUUGUACAUGUUAAAUAGCAGCCUCCCCCCUGUUUUUAAAGUCUUACAUGGUACAGAUUAGCGUACCUGCUGUUUACAUUAGACACUAAUACAAAGACAGUAAAACACUGACAUGUUGGGAACAAAAAUGUUUUAUGGAAACAUAAACUGUAAGAGCAAAUGGUGCAAGACUUCAGAUACAUUUUUAAUAUUUCUGGUCUAUGUUAUGGAACAUACUUUGUGAGUAUUUAAGUAUUUAUCAAAUAUUGUAUGAAAUUAUAAAAACGUAAAUAUAUGCCUUCAAAUACUACUUUUAACAUGAUUUGACUUUUUGUGUUACGUUUUUCAUGCAGGACUUGUUAACAAAUUUAAAAUUGUAUAUUUUAGGUGCCAAAAAGUAACAAUAAAAAGUUCUUACCCUUCAAACUUCACUAUUAUAGAAUUUUUGGGACGACAUGCAGUACAAUUUCUCUUCCAAACAAUGGGUUUGCGACAACUUCUACAGAGUUAAAUUUUGGUCCCAUCUGAUCAAACUACUCUAUUUUAUUUGCUUGUCCAAAUAUUCAGCAGUAAACUUUAACCAUACUUCAACAUGCCUUUUCUUCAGGAGUGGAGUCUUGUGCGGUGAGAGUUCAGAAGCCAUAGAAGUUAAGUGAAAUUUAGAGAUUUAGAAGUACAUCUGUAACCACUACUAUUGUAUGUUUUGCAACAAUAAGAUUACAAAGGCCUAUUGAGAGAGCUCUUAGCUGUUACCCAUCAUGACACGCAUAAUGUGCAUUACUGUUUAAUGAGAAACCUUGUUUUAGGCCAUCAGCUAGGACCAAGCCUUCUGAUUAUUUGCAUUGAUAACUGCUUUAAAUAUGGCAGGUUUGCAGUGUCUCUUCUGUAUGUAUUCAAUACUUCACUGUGUUAUACAUCAUUAUUACACAUAAUUUGUAGAGUCAUUUGUUUCUAAUUCUUUAUGUAGAUUAAUUGGGUUGUUGCUGAUAUCUGUUGUGAAUUUCAUGCCAAUAGCAUCACCAAUAGGAAUAUAUUUACAGAGAAAAACAUUAAUGUGUUUGACACUAGUUUUCCACGCUGUUCAUAGAAACAUUGAGAGAAAAAACAUACAUAUAUGUAUGCAAGGCAGAGGUUUGUCAAGCAUUUGUGAAAAUGUGCAUGCCUGCACUUGUACAAACUGUUUUAUUAAAAGAUUUUGUAAUUUUAAGUUUA